AUGAGGUUAGAGAUCUUAACUCGUGUACCAACACAAACAGUUCUCGACUGCAAAUUAGUGUCUAAAUCUUGGAGACAGAUUGUUCGUCAUCCAUCCUUCUCCCGGAAACACUUGAAGCAUCUCAAUGAUUCUGAUUCUGGUAAGUUGAUGGGUUUUAUUUUAUUUCAUAAAACACCAGGGCUAGAAGAAUAUGCAGAGUAUGAUGAUGAGAGUUCUUCUUCUCAUGGCACACCACCCUUUAGCAAAGCAAGAAGGUUCAAUAUAAUAUCUCCAUUUGAACACUAUGAUCUUCUUGAUUCAUGUAAUGGAUUAAUUUGUUUCAAUGCACUCCGUAGUGGUUAUCCUUUCGCUGCUUUUCUUCCCCUUGCGGACCGUCUCGUAUAUUAUGGACCUUCUUUUAUCUGCAACCCUGUUACUAGAGAAUGUGUGGUACUUCCAAAAUUUGAAGGGGAAGACUUGUUAACUGGAUUUGGUUACUGUUCGUCGACUAAUGAGUAUAAGGUUGUUGGAAUCCGUUGCUGCAAGAGAGAAGCACAUUACGGAGUUGUUCAGGUAUACACUCUUGGGAGUGGCAAGGGAUGGAGAAAUGUUGGAAAGAUGGACUAUAAGAUGACAGAUGAUGUACGGAAAAAUGUACGGAGCGGUGUAUUAGCAAAUGGAGCUCUUCACUGGGUGGACGUGGGAGGAACCGUUCUUACCUUUGAUUUGGCCAAUGAAAAGCUUAGCGUAAUUCCAUCGCCACCCAUUUAUAGGGCUGCACAUGGGCGGGAGAAAAAGAUACACAAAGAAUGGAAUCUGUUGAAAGGGAAAAAGUUGAGCCAGGAGAUGCAGACUGCAGCAUGCAGUGACAACAGCCAGUAUGAAGUAAGAGAUCUAAAGGUCAAGCAAAAUACCUCAGACCUGCUAACGUUAGGAUCUAUGACAAGAUUACUCCUUUGA
Molecule: messenger RNA, 939 nt
Organism: Papaver somniferum (opium poppy)
Lineage: Eukaryota; Viridiplantae; Streptophyta; Magnoliopsida; Ranunculales; Papaveraceae
Product: F-box protein At3g07870-like
Exons: 3
Coding region: 1-939 (312 amino acids)
Molecular function (GO): protein binding
Source: RefSeq, a predicted model, not a curated record